AUGGCAGAAGAGAACACCACCACAAUGAACCUGGACCUCAAUUUGGGGCCCGUCGACCACUCGAGCGAGGAUAGCGAGCCUUCCCCUGGUCCUUACGCGAACGUGCCCAUGAACUUGGAAGAGUGGCUGGACAGCCCUGUCCGAGUCAGAGAAGUCCGCAAUCACCGCUGGCGGUCUUUGUGGCGGCAAAUCCCUAUCCCACGCGAGAAUAGAAACCUCGGUGGUCCUCCUGAGGCUGGUGAGGGCAGUGCCGCCUCAGAUGGGCGGCCGGCUGACGAGGCCAAGGUGUGCGAAACUGCCGCCGGUUACAUAUCAGUUGGCGUUGAUGAUAAAAAGAAAGAUGGUGGCAAGAAUAACACGGACGAAGGCAGUUUUUUUGACUGCAACAUAUGCUUGGAUUUGGCCAAGGACCCGGUUGUCACUUGCUGCGGCCAUUUGUUUUGCUGGCCCUGUCUCUACCGUUGGCUGCACCACCACUCGGAUGCCAAGGAAUGCCCCGUCUGCAAAGGCGAGGUCACCAUGAAAAACGUGACUCCGAUUUACGGCCGUGGCAAUACGAACUCGACCGGUAGUACUAAUGCUUGCACUGUUGGGGAGCCCGACUCGGACUCUAGCCUAAAGAUUCCUCUGAGACCGCAGGCCCGGAGAGUUGAGAGCUGGCGGCAGGCCAUCCAGCGCUCGGCUUUCACCAUCCCCAUGGAGGAGAUGAUCCGGCGGCUCGGGAGCACAUUUGACCUCAGUCGUGAGCUUCCGAGUGCACAUUCCCGGAGCCCCGGUGGGACCCGCGAGUCGCCCGACGUGGCCAUCCACAGCGGUACCAACCUUCUCAACCGGAUCCUGACUUCGAGGGGGAUGCGGAGGGAGCGGGCCCCACUGAUGGUGGCGCCGGAUGAUGUCAUCGACUUGACCGAAAACUACGACGCGAGGGACGCUGCUGCUGCUAACAAUAACGGCCACAAUCAUAAUAAUAUCAGUAUCGUUAUCAAUAAUAAUAACGGCAAUAAUAUUACCGGCCGUCGGAUAGCGCCGCAUUUGCUCCGGCGGUCGAGCUCUCACAGGGCGGCCUCACUGUCCAACCUGGCGGCAGCCCUGCCGUCGGCCGAGAGCCUGGCAGCGGUGGAGUCGUAUUUCAACAGCGGCCAUGUGGAGAGGAAUCAGGAGCUGCCGCCGCCGGUGGAUGAUCGAGACUCGGUCUCAAGUAUUGCUGCCGUUAUACAUUCGGAGAGCCAAACGGUGGACAAUGCCAUCGAGAUCGACUCGAGGGUGUCGCUCUCGACAUCAUCUUCUAGAAGGCGGCCCGACGCUUCUAGAAUCUCUGACGUGGACAGUGGGGAUUCGCGUGCCCCGAGGAGGAGGAGGUUGAACUGA
Striga hermonthica is the source of this 1368-nucleotide messenger RNA. The record is from the annotation of a GenBank genome assembly. Lineage: Eukaryota; Viridiplantae; Streptophyta; Magnoliopsida; Lamiales; Orobanchaceae.